This is a messenger RNA of Amyelois transitella, 4132 nucleotides long. Its product is annotated as probable phosphorylase b kinase regulatory subunit beta. Gene Ontology annotation, biological process: glycogen metabolic process. The record is from RefSeq and is a predicted model, not a curated record. Bases 272 to 3496 code for a protein of 1074 amino acids. Gene Ontology annotation, molecular function: calmodulin binding. NCBI's taxonomy places the organism in Eukaryota, Metazoa, Arthropoda, Insecta, Lepidoptera, Pyralidae. Gene Ontology annotation, cellular component: phosphorylase kinase complex. The transcript is spliced from 21 exons.
GAUUGUUGUUGUAUCAUAUGUUUGUUUUAUUUAUUCAUUUCAUCUGUCAAUUUCAAUUUAUUCUGUGAUCUGUUUGUGGUUUGGUACAUUUUGUGGUAUAUAUGUGACCUUUCAAUGUCGAGAAAGCUUAAUUCUCGUUCUUCGAUCUAGUUUAACAAAUUACUUGAGACUUUUAUGUAUGUAAAAUGUCCUAACGCUGUAUUGUUCUGCUAAAUAUUUAAUAUUUCAUAAAGAAGAAAAGUUGGUACCAUAUUAUGCUGCAACAGACAUAAUGAUUCGUCAGGGGAGCAUAGAUGAUAUUAAUGCUCAUCAGUUUUUAAAGAUUUCAAACUAUGAAGACACCGUAAGGCAGCUUGAUAUAUACUAUGCUAUUGUAAAAAGACAGCUAUUGAGAUUUCAAAGUCCAAUAACUGGUCUGUUUCCCGUCAUAUCAUCUGAUCUCCAUGUGGCCAGUGUGAGGGACAGUAUAUAUUGUGCAUCUGCAGUAUGGGGACUCUACCAGGCCUACAGACGUAUUGAUGAUGAUCGGGGAAAGUCUCAUGAGUUAGGCCAAAGUACAGUGAAAUGUAUGCGUGGCAUCCUUGAGUGUUGGGUGAAGCAGUCUGCAAGGGUGGAGGCUUUCAAGACACGACAGAGCGCAGCACACUCUCUCCAUGUUAAGUUCCACCUCACUACAGGCGAGCCUGUGCUGAGUGAUGAAGAGUAUCAUCACUUGCAGAUAGAUGUUGUGUCCUUGUACUUAUUAUUCCUCGUUCAGAUGAUUACUUCAGGGUUGCAGAUUAUUUAUACACAAGAUGAAGUAGCAUUUGUGCAAAAUUUAGUUUAUUAUGUGGAGCGUGCAUACAGAACUCCUGAUUAUGGAAUGUGGGAAAGAGGCUCUAAAUAUAAUGAUGGAAAACCUGAAAUUCAUGCUUCCUCUAUUGGUAUGGCCAAGGCUGCCUUGGAAGCAAUUAAUGGCUGCAACUUGUUUGGAGACAAGGGAGCAUCUUGGAGUGUAGUUUAUGUUGAUAUUGAUGCACACAAUAGAAACAGAAGUAUAUUUGAAACUAUGCUUCCAAGAGAAUCUAGUUCUAAAGGUGUAGAUGUCGCCCUACUACCCACCAUAUCAUUCCCAGCCUUUGCCACACAUGAAGAACAUUUAUUGCAAUUGACAAAAACAAACAUAUUACGGCGACUUAAGGGAAAAUAUGGUUUUAAGCGGUUCAGCCGUGAUGGAUACAAAUGUGUUCUUGAAGAUCCUAACAGGAGGUACUAUCAUGAAGGAGAAUUAAAGGAAUUUGAUGGCAUUGAGUCGGAAUGGCCUUUGUUUUAUGUCUUCAUGAUCAUUGAUGGCGUUUUUCGGACAUUACCUGAACAAGUGGAGGAAUAUCAGAAACUAUUGAAAAAUAGAAUUUACAUGGACGAAUUCGGAGAUCCUGUUAUUCCUUGGUAUUAUUACGUUCCGCGUGAGGGCAUCGACAAUGAGCGUAGUGAACCCAACUCAGUACGAAGGGUACCUGCAAAUCACCCGGCAGAUAAUGAAAAUAAAGACACAGGUGGAUUAUUUCUAUGGGCACAGUCGAUGUUCGUACUGGCGCAGUUAUUGACUGGCGGCUUGCUUCACGUGAACGAACUCGACCCCAUCCGCAGGUACCUGCCGUCUUACAACCGACCACGUCGCGCCGGGAGAUAUUCCGCUUUUCAGGGCAUAGCGACGGACCUAGUGGUGCAAGUGGUUCUAAUAGCUGAGUCAAUGCGCCUGCAAGCUAUGAUGGGCACCUAUGGCAUUCAGACUCAAACGCCGCAUGAAGUUGAACCGGUUCAAAUAUGCAGCUCGACGCAACUGGUACACGUGUAUAGAGAAUUAGGUGUAUGCCAAAAAUUGAAGCUCACCGGCCGACCAAUACGUCCUGUAGGAUCUUUAGGGACAAGUAAGAUUUACAGAGUUUGUGGAAUGACUGUUUUGUGCUAUCCACUAAUAUUUGAAGUAUCAGAAUUCUAUCUAUACCGAGACAUGGCGCUUCUCAUUGACGAUAUUAAAACAGAGCUACAGUUUGUCGGAAAAUACUGGCGACUGUCCGGCCGUCCGACAGUCUGCCUAUUGGUGCGAGAAGAACACAUGCGAGACCCGCACUUCAAGCAGAUGUUGGAUUUGUUCGCGAUGCUCAAGAAGGGCCACUGCGACGGUGUUAAAGUGCGCCUCGGACGUCUGCAAAACCUCAUCUCUAGCUCGUGCAUGGAACACUUGGACUUCAUGAGCCAAGGCGAGUUUCCCUCCGAGAUGUUCACCCAGUUCAAGCAAUUAGAACACGAGUACAUCGGCUACCAAUCACUUACUGAUGUCCCUCGUACCCUCACAUAUAAAGAGGACACAGUAUCUUACGAGUCGUACAAACACCGCUCUACUCCGGACAUUGUCAGCGCUUUGAGGGCGACUGAUAAUAUUUACGCUCAGUGCCAGUUGUGGGGCAUCCUCCUGGAAAGAGAAGGGCCUUUGUAUGAGGUUAACGGCGCAACCGCGUUGGACUCGCUGAAGAGUUUGUACCAGACAGCGGGCGUGCUGCGUCACUGGCGCGCUGUCAGAUAUUGUUCGUCAAGACUCAACCACACUGUGGACUCUAUCAGCCCUUUUAUCACUACCGUGCUGGUCAACGGGAAGCAAUUAAUGGUAGGCGUUAUCGGGCACAAGGAGACGGUGUUCGACAAGCCGAUGACGCCCGGCGAGAUCCAGUCCGUCAUGUACUCCACCAUACAGCCCUAUGACGUCAUCGGCGCCGUAUUGCAGCAGGAAAUAGUGCUAUAUUGCGGGCGUCUGAUAGGCACCAACCCGGACAUGUUCCGGGGCAUCCUCAAGAUCCGCGUGGGCUGGGUGCUGGAGGCCAUCCGGAUAUACCUGCAGCUGUUCCCGGACGAGAAACGACCGGACGCCACGCUAGAGAGCCUCUCGCCGUAUAAACUGAGGACGCUACUCAUAACUGUACUCACUGUGUCGGACUGGGCUGAUGAGAAAGGAUUGACACCAUUGCAACGAAGACAGCUAGAGGGCUGCCUGUGCAGAGUACCAAAGCACUUUUAUAUACAAGUGUGGGAUAUACUGCUUCGUACGCCGAAGGGUAUUAUAGUAAACGGCCACUCCAUCCCAGCAGAUCCGACGCUAGUGAACAUGUCACGAUCAGAAUUGUCUUUCGCGUUGUUAGUAGAAGAAGCGUUGGUUCGGAUCUCUCAGCCGGCGCGGCGCCAACUCUGCGUCGAAUUACUCUGUGUCGUCGCCACUAUACUGCGCCGUAAUCCAGAGCUUUGUUUACAAGAGCCGCUAGACUUGGACCGUUUGUUGGAUGAUGCGAAUUACACUUACGCAAAGGACAGCGGGCUGAGCGCGGAGCCGGGCGCGCUGGCGGCGGCGGCGGGCGGCGCGGCCGUGGGCAGCCUGGCGCGCGCCGUCGUCAACCGCGUGCUGCAGGCCGCCGCCGCCGCCGACCUCGUCUCCACCGCGCACCCCUCGUGCCUCGUCUCGUGAACUCUACUUCCUAGAUAUACAUACAGCGGAGUAAAACUUUCGGAAUCGACCGCCAUGAAGACUGAUCCGCAGACCGACGGUGUUUAUUGGAGAUUGUUUUUGUUAUAUUCUCUAACUAGUAGAAACUUUGAUGACAAACGUGUCAAACGUCAAACAAAUUUUUAUCAGUUCCUCCAGUCCUUCCAGUUAUUGUGGGUAGUAAGCACACAGUCGAUUUAGCAAAACCAAUAUUUAACUACCCAAAGCUGUGAGGGGCCAGGUGGAACUAUUCAAAAAAAGACAUGUAGAAUCUUUAUUAAAAUUUAGAAAUAUGUAUACAUUGUUAUCGUUCGUUAAAUUUUGAAGAUAAGGAAUUAUUGACGAUGAAUAUUUGUGAUAUAUAAUUUAAAAAUGUAUAAUGAAGUGAUAAUUUUUUUAAAAAACAGUAAUUGAAAGUAACACACUGAGUUAAGGCACUUUAAUUGGCAUAGUUCCUCUUAAUGAAUUUAUUUUACUGAAGUAUUAAAUUGUGCCAUGAGACAUAAAAAGCAAAUUGUCAUUAAUAUUCAGUAUAUUAUUUUAAUAACAAUAUAUUUUUUAUAUUUAAACAAAUAUUUAUUUAAGUAAUCAAGUAAAUAAAAGAAUUUUUUUUCCAAA